Leptosia nina is the source of this 771-nucleotide messenger RNA. NCBI's taxonomy places the organism in Eukaryota, Metazoa, Arthropoda, Insecta, Lepidoptera, Pieridae. The record is from the annotation of a GenBank genome assembly.
AUGCAGAAGGUUACUUUAGCUUAUAAAGAAGAGGAAAUCUACGAGGCGGAAGAAUGUCGAGAAUUUGAUAUGUUAAUAUGCAAAGGUGUUCCAGUAAAAAUUGAUAGUUGUGAAUCGGACAUUUUAAACAAAAAGGAAAGUAAUAAGUGUCAAUCAGUAUCAAUAAGAUGUCCGGAGCAAGAAGUUUUUCAGGUGUCCCCAAAAGCAAUAUACAUGUUUUUUAAUAAAACUACUGAAGUCAGUGUGAAUUGUAAAGGUCAUCAUGAUUUAGUUUGGACAAAAGGUUCUAACAUACUUUAUGGUGAAAAUUGUGAACUUAACAUAUCAGGCAUUAUGGUGUUUCAAACAAGAGAAUCUAAAGAUCAAAUAAUAAUAACAAAUAUUGACACUCCAAUAGUAGAAACAGCGUCAGAAAUGGAUUUGACUUACGAUGCUUCAAAAAUUAAGUCUAAACUUAAGCAAUUAAAAAGCUUGGAACCAUUCGACGAUCACAAGAAACACGAUAUUAUACAAUACAGUUUAAUAAGUAUAAUUGCUAUUGGAAUUGUUUUAAUCAUUUUUGUAAAAAUUCUCAGAUCCAGAUUUUGUAGAAAAACCCGGACUUCGAAUUUGGUGGGGGAUAGUGAAGCCACCCAAAACACCAUAGUCUAUUUUAAAAAACCUAGAAGUCCAACUAUGAAAGAUAACUUAGAUGAUGGACAUGUACGGAUGUUGACCCCGUGGACGUCAAACAAUACCCCAUUAAGGACAGAGACGUCUCAUGUAAAAUAA